AUGGCCGAAGUUGCUUGGACAAGUCUUCAACCAUUGUUAACUAAAUUGAUUGAACAACAACACAAAAUACAAAUUUAUUUAAUAUCAGAUAGUCUUGUAUCUCAAUAUCGUAAUAAAACAAGUGCAUUUAUGAUAAAACAAUAUUGUAAAAGAGAUAAAAUUGAUAUUAAUUGGAUAUUUUAUGAAUCAGGACAUGGUAAAGGGAUACCAGAUGCAGUGGGAGCAUCAUUGAAAAACAAAUUUGAUCAAAUCGUAGUGUAUUAUUCUGAUGAUGCAUUUCAAGCAGCGAGUGAUCUAGUUACAACUGUUAAAAAUGAUACAGAAACAAAGCUAUUUCUUUAUGAAAAAUCUGAUAUUGAUGUUCUCAAAGAACAAAUACCAAAAUUAAAAGCUGUUAAAGGAACAGCAAGAAUGUAUGAAUUAAUUGGAAGAAAAAAUGAACAACUAUACAGUAAAGAUAUCUCGAAUGAUCAAGAAAGAUUAUUGAGAAUGAAUUUUUAAUUUACUUCAGUGGCUAAUCCAGGAUUUUUGGGUAUGCUGGAUCUCAUCUACGGAGGAUGGGACCAAGAUGAAACUUAUGGAGGGUGAUAUUGGACCCAAAUGAUGAAUUUCUAUCAAAAUUUUGAUAGAAAUACAUCAUUUGGGUCCAAUAUCAUCCUCCAUAAGUUUCAUCUUGGUCCCAUCCUCCGUAGAUGAGAUCCAGCAUACCCAAAAAUCCUGGA
This is a messenger RNA of Rotaria sp. Silwood2, 722 nucleotides long. The record is from the annotation of a GenBank genome assembly. NCBI's taxonomy places the organism in Eukaryota, Metazoa, Rotifera, Eurotatoria, Philodinida, Philodinidae.